Messenger RNA from Exophiala aquamarina CBS 119918, 1413 nucleotides. RefSeq lists its product as uncharacterized. NCBI's taxonomy places the organism in Eukaryota, Fungi, Ascomycota, Eurotiomycetes, Chaetothyriales, Herpotrichiellaceae. The transcript has 2 exons. Gene Ontology annotation, molecular function: oxidoreductase activity. The coding region runs from base 1 to 1413 and encodes 470 amino acids. The record is from RefSeq and is a predicted model, not a curated record.
AUGGAGCAAGGCAAGAAACGACUAGACCACAUUGUUUACACGGCGGGCAAUAACUUGGGAUCGAUCCCGCUCGCCGUGACCGAGACCAAUACUAUCACAGAGCAUGGGAUUCUGCGAUUCUAUGCGCCCAUUAUCAUUGGCAAGCUAGUAUUGGAGUAUAUAAACCGCAGCCCACUGUCAUCAAUUACCUUCACCAGUGGAGUGAACAACGUCAAGCCUCUCCGGGGACGGCUGCUCAUGGCCGGCUGGGGUGCAGGCGUUGAAGGCGUCACGCGCUCCCUCGCCGUCGACUUGCGACCGAUCAGGGUUGAUUACGUCUGUCCCGCCCCAACUCGGAAAGAAUUAUUUGACAGGUUCCCGGACGAGGUGAUUCAGCCUCUUCUAGAAAAGUACAAGCGCUCGACCAUGACGAGCACGAUAGGCACUACGGAGGAUAUUGCCGAGGCGUAUCUCUAUGGCUUUCUACGGCCUCAAAAAACAAGUUGUCGUAGUGGCGGAGGUGCUACCGGCAUUGGAGCUGCACUAGUGACGGUACUGUACCGUUACGGGGCACACAUCAUAUUUGGGGAUAUCAAUCGGGACGCUGGCGAGGCGCUUGUCAGCAAGCUACAGUCUCAGGAACACCGCACAGAUUUCGACGCUACAAGUCGAGGGAGGAAAGGACUUAUAUUCCUUUUCUGCGAUGUGUGCACAUACAACGACCUUUAUAGGCUCUUCCGCUCUGCAUACGGCAAACAUGGCCACAUCGACCAUGCUGUUUUCUGCGCCAGUAUCGUCGAUGGUCCUACAUCGUCAUACUUGGACGUGAAUUUGACGAUUGACACCGUCGGGAGGGAGCUAGGUGGCAUACGUACGCUCGAAGUCAACUUCAUGGCCACUUGCGCGUUUGCGCGGAUGGCUUUACCGUUCUUACGAGAACGGGCAGGUGCAACCCGCGACAGCUCGUCCUCUAAUCCGAGUUUGACGUUCCUUUCCAGCGUGACAAGUUUCCGCGAUUCACCGGGCAUGAUCCUCUAUCAGACGUCGAAACAGGCAAUUCUAGGAUUAAUGCGAUCUAUGCGGACGGCUAUCUUCGCGCGGGACGGGAUCCGCGUCAACGCUGUGUGCCUGGGCAUGACGGAUUCCCCGAUGACAAGCUCCACCGGAUUGAUUGACUUAUUCAAGAAUAGAUCUUCGGAAUCAAAUGCGAAUUUGCUCUCACACUACCAGACCUCAACAGCUGUUGCGCAGCACAUCGCGUCUUUCAUGGUCCUCGCAGGUUUGAAUGGAAAGAGCAUCUACGUUGAAGAACGUAAAGGAUGGGAUUUUGAAGAGGGGCUGGCUAGGGAGAUGCCAAAUUGGUUGGGCGAUGGAGCCGACAAAUGGUCGAAUGAGAAUCUGAAAUUUCUCGCAAAUAGCUUUGGUGGGGCCUGA